Struthio camelus australis is the source of this 3025-nucleotide messenger RNA. The record is from RefSeq and is a predicted model, not a curated record. Lineage: Eukaryota; Metazoa; Chordata; Aves; Struthioniformes; Struthionidae.
AUGGAAUCUCUACUUGCACGACUUGAGGGCAGAAGUUCUCUGAAAAAUCUCGAACCUUAUCUAUUUGCUGAGGAAGGAUUUCCCGUUCAUGGAGAUGUCAUUGAAUUCCAUGGUCCGGAAGGAACAGGAAAAACAGAAAUGCUUUAUCACCUCAUAGCCCGCUGCAUCCUUCCAAAGUCAGGAGGAGGACUGGAAGUGGAAGUAAUGUUCAUCGAUACAGACUACCAUUUUGAUAUGCUUCGUCUAGUUACCAUUCUUGAACACAGACUGGCACAGAGCACAGAAGAAAUGAUAAAACAGUGCCUGGAAAAGCUUUUUCUUGUUAACUGUAAUAGUAGCACCCACUUAAUCCUUACUCUUUACUCUUUAGAAAACAUGUUUUGCACUCACCCCUCUCUCUGCCUUUUGGUUAUAGACAGCAUAUCGGCUUUUUACUGGAUAGACAGAAGCAACGGAGGGGAGAGUUUUAACUCACAGGAGAAGAAUCUGAAGAAAUGUGCUGAAUUUCUUGAAAAGCUUGUAAGAGAAUAUCACUUAGCCCUGUUUGCAACAACACAAACAAUCAUGCAGAAAUCUACAAACUCUGCAGAAGGCUCUUUUUCUUUAAAACUUCCACAUGAAACUGAUACAGACUAUAGGCCUUACCUUUGUAAAUCAUGGCAACAAAUGGUAACCCACAGAAUAUUUUUUUCUAAGCAAUCUAACUCUGACAACAACAAAGCUUUUUCAGUCAUUUCUUGUCACAUCAAAAAAAAACAUGUAGUAAAACGGUCAUUUAGUAUUGCAGAACGUGGAGUUCAGUUUUAACUGCUCUGUUUUUAAAACAGUGGCAAAUCUCAGUGCUUAAGGCUCAGUUAGCUGUAAGUAGUUUUAGUGCCUUUUAAACUGGUUAAUUGUCUCUGGUUAAUUAAGAAUUUUUGUCACCAUUUACUUAAAAUUUAGUGAAGGGCAGAGAGCUUAAAAUUUUUGAAUUACUGUAGAAGUUCAGUCUAAACUAGUGAGGAAUGUUGAAAUUAUUUGUUUGUGGUUAAUGCAUAAAGAGAUUAACAAGAAAAUUAAAACCAAAGUCAUUUUAAACUCCUAAUAUCCUUCAGUAACGUAACCUACAUGGUAUGCAGCCAAAUGCACUGACUUAAAUUUCUGGGUCUUAAAGCUUUUCACUCCCCCUCUUCCAAGCUACAGAAAUAGGAACCUAGUUGUCCGUGUGGGAGACUGCAAAAAGGGUGAGUGUUCGCUCCUUAUAAAUACUGGUCUUGGUUCAUUCCCAGUAGCCUAGGGCAUAUGAAAUGCAUGCGCUACUUUGCCUAGAGAAGAGUAAUUUUCACAGCCCAGUAAAUAAUAGUAGUCCUGACCAUGCUUCUCCAAGUUCGCCCUCCCUCUGUUUACAUUAUCACGUGCCUGGAGAAGCAAGGAUUGCAGGUGUUUUCACCCUUACAAACACCUGGCUUGGAAGAAGUUAAAGCCAUCACAAAAAUGGAGGCCCAAUUUCCAUAACUGAAGGAAAACGAAAGACCCAGCCCUGUGUACCUACCAGUUUGUUCUGCAUACAGCAAGGAGUUUAGCCUUAGUCUUUGAAAGUGAAGGUUCUUUUUUUUUAAGACAUACGCACAGACAUAAAUUUCUUCCCUGCCCUCCCUCAUUAUUCCCUCCCACUUCUUUCCCUUCCCGCGCGCUUCCUAAGAAAGCCAGGAAUUCCGUGCCUCUGGUCUUUACUGAUAACGUAUUUGCCACAUGUAGAACAUUUGUGUGCAGGAUUUGGCAUGCAACAUGUUGCAACCCUGGCAAAGAAGAUUCAGAACUUAUGGGAAAUGCCCUACAGUUCUGGCAAGGGAGACCGUAUUAUUUAUUAACCUAGAGUGCCCUUUGAAAGCUUCAAAGUGCUUUACAAGACAGAAAAUUGCACACAGUACAUUAUAUAAUACAAAAACUUACAUUAGCUUACAAAUUUAAAUUACUCAGACAAGGGAGAAAUAUUUCUCACAGCGAUAUUUGUUCAGUCCUGUUGCACAACAUGCUUUAUAGUUUAGAUUGAACAGAUUAUUAAUAAUCUUACCAUUUAAUUUCCGGACUUCUGAAGCCAGCCUUUUUAAGCCGAAUGUAUAUCUAGAUUCUCGCAUAUAUAGUUAGGUGUGUGCACCCAGACUUCUGCAUAUAGGACCGUAUUUCCGUACUGUGGUUUAGAGAAUUGGACAUCUAUGUGAUCUGGCUGAAUUUUUCAGAGAUGCUGAGCAACUAUGUUACCUCUAACAGCAGCCAGUACCAAAGGCUUCGGGAAGAGUGUGAGAAAUAACUGUUUUCACUGGCACGUCCUCCAGCUUCCCCCACUUUGGGGUUUAGGGAGCUCCUGACCAGAGAGUUGCCUUCAGACCACAGCGUGUAAUGGCCACUGACCAGACCUAUCCUCCAUGAAUCUAUUUAAUCCAUUUUUAACCUGUUUAUCCUCCACGGCUCCACAGUGUCUUUUCACAAUGAAUUUAGUUUAAUUAUUCUUUGUGUGGAAGAACUUCUUCCUUUCUUUUCUCAUUUUACACGUCUGAUCAUUUCUUCGUGCCUUCCAGUUCUUUUUGUGUGAGACGUAAUGAGUCAACCUUCCCUCUUCAAUGUCGCUGCAGAGGUGAUUUUGCACACUUGUCAUUUCACUGGUCCUUUCUUUCCCAUCACCGCCGUUAUUUAUUUCAGAACUCUUAUAAGUGCACAAAUACAUGAAAAAACGUAACUUACCCAUUCAGCCUAGACUGAACCAAAGUUAGAUGGUUUAACAUGUGUGGACACUUACACUGGGAUUUAUUGUACAAAAUAAAGUUGCAUUUUUUGUACAAAAAAGGAGGAUGUAAAUAUAGCUAUAACAUUUUAAAGGUGAAAAUUGUAGAAAGGCUAUACAAUUUCUACUUUAAAAAAAUCAACUGUCUCAUUUUCUAUCAGAGAGUAGAGUUCUAGUGAAGAAAAAGUGCUUCAUAAAAUCAUAUUUGCUAAAAUAUGUUUUUGAGGGGAAAAAACAGUGGAAAUUAUGCUGGGAAAAAAGCUU